AUGUCGCUCGAGCCGCCCACCUACCUCAGCUCUCUCCAGAACAAUAUCCGCGCCCGGCCCAUCCCCUGGGAAGGCGCCGUGCGGGCUGGGAACAUUACCGACGACCAUUUGCGCAAAAUCAAAGCCGUUGACAAGGUCCGGAGGGAACAGCGCCAGCAGACCGUCGAGGCCGAUGUGAAGGGGUACACGGCGCUUCUCGCCGGCAGCCCUGAUGCUAAAAGCGUGUUGGAGCUAGCGUUCAAGCGCACGGAUAUUGUACAAUACAUUCUGGUCCUGUCCGCCGACCUCAUCGCGGAUGUCCCGGCACUCGCCUCGGCUCUUAUUGAGCACCCCCAGCCUUACAAGCCAUUCUUACCCCUCCUGCGCCAUUCCAACAACCCGGAGGAUCCUAUACCUCUCCUCACAUCCUCGUUCUUGACGAGCUUAGUCUCCACAGCACUCGCCUCCUCGUCCCACGCGUCUACCCGAGAGGAAGAAGCCCUACCACAACUGUAUUCGUAUCUAUCAGUCUUGACGAAGAAUCAAGAUAGCGGGCUCCAGGACAUCGGGGUGCAAGGGUUCUCAGCCCUGCUUUGUAACAAGAGGGCGAGAGAGCUCUUUUGGAAACAACGUCAAGAAACAGUGGAUACGCUCAUGGAAAUCCUCCGGACAGCUGCGGCAGGUAAAGACACGCAGUCAUCAACUACGCUGGCCGGGUCAACGGCCACAAAUAGCGCUCGCACCGCCGACAUAAGUGUUGGCGGUGGUGUUGGCCUGCAGCUUUUGUACCAUGUGCUGUUGGUUAUUUGGCAACUAAGCUUUGAGGGCAGCCUUGUCGGCGAUGAAUUGCAUUCGGAACAUGACAUUAUCGAAUUAUACAACCAGCUUUUGCGACUCUCUCCCAAGGAGAAGACCACUCGGCUUCUUCUCGCCACACUGAACAACCUCCUCACUGCUAACCGCACCACACUUUUACCAGUCGCAGUGAUUGUCCGACUUCCUGCCUUGCUUUCGAAUCUAGGCGGGCGCCAUCUUACCGAUCCCGACCUUCUAGAGGACCUCAACUCGCUGUCGGAAAUGCUGGACGAAUAUACUAAGACGCAAACCACGUUCGACGAGUACGCUGCCGAGGUUCAAUCCGGCCAUCUGCGUUGGUCCCCUCCACAUCGUAACCCGACAUUCUGGCGUGAAAAUGCUCGUCGGAUUCUGGAUGAAGAGCGUGGAGCCUUGCCGAAGAAACUGGCUGAGAUCCUGUCUAAAAGCUGGGAUAACGACAAGCAAGUGCUGGCAAUUGCAUGCAAUGACGUUGGCAGUCUUGUCAAAGAGGUCCCCGAGCGCCGGACCCAAUUAGAGAGGCUUGGCUUGAAAGCCAGGGUCAUGGAACUAAUGGCUGACCGGGACGAGGCAGUGCGAUGGGAAAGUCUGCGGGCUGUGGGUGAAUGGCUCCGGUACUCGUUUGACCAAUGA
Molecule: messenger RNA, 1446 nt
Organism: Talaromyces rugulosus
Lineage: Eukaryota; Fungi; Ascomycota; Eurotiomycetes; Eurotiales; Trichocomaceae
Exons: 3
Coding region: 1-1446 (481 amino acids)
Biological process (GO): proton transmembrane transport
Cellular component (GO): fungal-type vacuole membrane; vacuolar proton-transporting V-type ATPase, V1 domain
Molecular function (GO): proton-transporting ATPase activity, rotational mechanism
Source: RefSeq, a predicted model, not a curated record